This is a messenger RNA of Komagataella phaffii GS115, 714 nucleotides long. RefSeq lists its product as hypothetical. Gene Ontology annotation, biological process: regulation of DNA-templated transcription. The record is from RefSeq and is a predicted model, not a curated record. Gene Ontology annotation, cellular component: H4/H2A histone acetyltransferase complex; nucleus. Bases 1 to 714 code for a protein of 237 amino acids. NCBI's taxonomy places the organism in Eukaryota, Fungi, Ascomycota, Pichiomycetes, Pichiales, Pichiaceae. The transcript has a single exon.
AUGAAGAGCUGGCAGUUUGAUGAGGAAAUAGCUCUUCUCCGUGCAGCAUGUUACAAUCGUCCUGUAGGAAAGGACAAAGCCAAGCAUUUGGAGGCUUUGGUAAAGGUUUUAUCUGAUGCUGGGUAUGCAGUAACCGAAAAGGAUGCCUGGGAUAAGUUAGCGGAGUACUACGAUUUCAAGCAAUUGGAAAACUUGGAUCUAUCCGACCAGUCUCCAAAUGAAGAGGACAUUGCUUCAAGAGAUGUGUCCAAUGACGAGGCACAAAACGAAGACGAGACUGAUGCCACCGGUGUUGGCGAACCCGAGCACAUGUUAGAACGAGAAGGAACACCAAGAACUCGAACAAGAUCAACUAAGAUUGAAAAAACUCUCACACCAACAACCAAGGGCCGUAAGCGAAUAGAUAAUUCAGACGAAUCUGACAGAUCGGAUAGGGAGCGGAGUAGAACGCCCGUCAAUAAAGGAAUUGGAUAUAGAACAAGACGGAGAACUCCCAAAGACCGUCUAAAAGAUCAAGAUGAUGUUGACGGCAGCAGUAGAAACUCUAAUGACGAAGACACGAGGAACAACGAUAGUGAGCUAGAUGAUACAGAUACACCCAAAAGAGUCACUAGAGCGUCUUCUAGAAUAUCUAGAAGAACUCCACGCAAGGACAAAGACACCAUUAAAGACCCCAAAGAUACAACGAGCAAGAGGCGAACUCGGGCAAGGUAA